AUGAAGAAAGUGGCUAGUCUUGUGCUCGUCCUGGCUCUGGGACUUGCCGUCGUUGAAGGUGAAAACCAGUCUCCUACUCAUACCCGACCAGGAGGAAGUUCGCCAAAUCUCCAAAUCGCCAACGGCCUGAAAAGCUUAAUAACCAUCAUAUCCGAAUACAAGAGGCAAAUCCGCACAAAAGUUAGACUGCCGGAAUUGCAGGACGCAAUCGAGACGAUUGACAAGUCUAUGUUGGGCUACCAAGGCAUGGCCAGUACGCAUCUGGAUGGGUUGCGUACCCAGUUCAGUACGGCUCGUCUCUCUUACGAGCGGUGCGUGGAUCCGAUCUUUGAGUGGUGCGUUUCGAUCAAACCCACCAUCAACAGUUUCCUCGCCUUCGCCAAUGACACAAGCAUUAAAGCCUCAGAUAGGAAUCUUUUUUGGGAUAUAUUAGCCACCGGCCUGCAGAAUGGUCUGAUUACGGCAUACGACUCACUAUCCAGACUGAGUCUCUUUGAGAGCCAGGCAAAUGAUGUGGCACGUACACUGAACCUGAUGAAUAGGGAUCUCAAAUAUGAUUUUAAUCAAAAAAAAAUUCAACUAACGAGAGAGGUUUCCUCUAUAAAUAAGGCUCCAGUAAACUGGAACAUGAUCAUUGAAAGGAUAUUUAAAAUCAUCGUUGAAUUCAUGAAUCAACCUAGUGGGAACAUAUUUAGUGAGCUUUUCACCACCAACCAUUGGAGUUGUAUCAAACGGGAAAAGAUUGCAUCCAAGCAAACGGAAAUGGAGAUAAUCAUUAAGUUCUUCGAUAUAAUGAUGGAUAAGCUAUCGAACGCCGGCCGCAUUGCCCACGAAGUCAAGGUGGGCCUGGAUGCUGAGCAACCGAAACUGGCAGCCGUCAUUCCCCCCCAAAUGGAUAUUGUAGUUUUAUUUGGCAACGAAGAGGUGCGUCAAAAUUUGGACCCGAUCAUUAUAGAUUUGAAGAACGUCUGCACGGAAUACACUACCCUGCGUUUGUCUGCCACUCAAGGGCACCGAUCACGAAGACCGUGGAUAGAUUACCCGCCACUAUAUCCCAUUCAGCAACAUCCAAAGGAACCUUCACCAGGUGGCGGAGCACAAGAACCAAGUGGAUAUAAUGGAGCUGACCGGGGACAAGAAGGACAAGGAUAUGUCCAGCAAACGCAAUAUAAUACGAAUGUACAAUCGACACCAGCACCAGGUAGUAAGAGUGGUAGUUCUCGUCCAGCCAGACUCCCAGAAGGUGUCCAAGGAAAUCAAGGCUUAGAAGGACAAGGAUAUAUCCAGCAAACGCCAUAUAAUACGAAUGCCGGACUCCAAGGAGGUGUCCAAGGAAAUCAAGGCUUAGAAGGACAAGGAUAUGUCCAGCAAACGCAAUAUAAUACGAAUGUACAAUCGACACCAGCACCAGGUAGUAGGAGAGGUAGUUAUCGUCAAGCCGGACACCAAGGAGGUGUCCAAGGAAAUCAAGGCUUAGAAGGACAAGGAUAUAAUGUACGGAUGGAGGUACAGCCGAUUUUUAAAGGACAAGAAGAAAACCAGGGAAACGACAAUUUGAAGAACGAAAAUAAAGAAUUGAAGGCGGAAGUGGAAGCACUAAAAGAAAAAUUAAGUUUGGCAACAAGGACUAACCAUAACCAGGAUACAAGAUAUACCCAACGAUCAACACAAUCCGGCAAUACAAGUCCGACAGGAUAUCCGUAUAACAAAUAA
This is a messenger RNA of Drosophila bipectinata, 1713 nucleotides long. RefSeq lists its product as uncharacterized. Gene Ontology annotation, biological process: hemolysis in another organism. The record is from RefSeq and is a predicted model, not a curated record. NCBI's taxonomy places the organism in Eukaryota, Metazoa, Arthropoda, Insecta, Diptera, Drosophilidae.